CUCCCAGGUGCGUCCUCAGGUGGCCCGGACAAUGGUCUCUUUGAGAAAGCAGCGGGACUAAGCCGGGGACGGGGACGGGGACGGGAGAGGGUGACGGACGAAAGGAGCUGAUUUCCUCGCCAAGCGACGCCCCUCUAAAAAGGUGCGUUUCCAACCGGCGGCGGCUUCUUCGCAGCCCUCUUUGUGCGCGGCUGUCUUUGAAAGCGGAGAUCCCCGACGGGAGCCUGCUGGGCUGGGGAAGGGGCCUCGCCGCGAAGCCUUGGCAUCCCAGACCCGCUGACACCCUCUCAUUGCUGCUGCCUCCACUGAAGAACGGGACAGGCAGGAGGGUCGACGGGCCUGGAAGAGGUCAAGACUCAGCGCCGCUGGAGACCCCAACUUUGCUUCGCUUGCAUCCUCAGCCCGGGAUGCUCCGCUGAGAUGCGCCCUGGCUCCCUAAUUUAGGAACCAAGGAAAAGCCAGGAGCCCGGCCUGGAGGUUUCCCCACUUGGGACCGGUUCCGACGUUCCAACUGGACACGCAACCUCGGCGUCCUGACCUUUCCCCCAUUCAGCCCUUUGCUUUAGAGACGGACUAUCGAAACAGCCAAAGCUCCGCCCACCGCCCUCUGGCCCCGCCCUCCCACUUUCUCCCCUUUGGCGUCGUUCCCUCCUUCUUCGCUCCUCCUGCGAUCUGUCGGUCCUCCUGGCCGCCCUCCGCCCUCCGUCCAGGAGGGAUCUUCAGCUGCUUCGGGCAGAAGCGCCUCUCCGCCUGCAGCGCCUCCCGUCCCGGCGAUGAAGAGCGCGCCUCCCUGGGCUGGAAGAAGGCGAGCUCCCCGCCGCUGUGCAGAGUUGCCCCGCAGCGGUUGAGGCGGUGGAGGAACCAGGAUUUUGGGGACUAGCCACCAAGGCCCCUGGGCUGAAGAGCUGGACUUCCAAACAACAAUUGUUUUUGAAAUGGAUGAAAAAAAAUGGAGAACUUAAAACGUGCAGCUGGACUCUGCCUAAAGCCAUGGCAGUGGGAGCCAGCACCUUCCUGCUCUUGGCUGGAAUCGGAGCUGGGAUUUGGGCAAUAGUGGUGUCUGUGCUUGGCAGUGAAAAGGAAAGCUUGUAUAUGGGAAUUCCGAGGGACCUGCGCCUGACCUUAUAUGAUGAGACGGAAGGGAAGUGGAGGCUCUUGUGUUCUUCUUCAUCUGAUGCCCAGGUGGCAGCUCUUAGUUGCGAAGAGAUGGGAUUUGUCAGAUCUCUCUCCCAUUCAGUCCUGGAUGCAGACAGAGUAGGUGCCAAUGGAACAUCAGGCUACUUCUGCGUGGAUGACUCUCGCCUGCCUUUUGUGCAAAAGCUCAGAGACCGCCAUUGUUGUCGUGACCAGUUGGUGAACUUGAAGUCUAUAAUGAAAGAUCCCUGGGAACUGAAUACUGAAUUUUCUUGUCUUUCUCACAGUGAAUGCCUGACAGGCCGGUUCCUGGCCACUCUUUGCCAAGACUGUGGACGCAGGAAGUUAUCUGUUGGACGGAUUGUAGGCGGUUCAGAUGCUGGUUUGGGGAAAUGGCCGUGGCAAGUCAGCCUACGUUACGAUGGGACACAUCUUUGUGGCGGCUCCAUCAUCUCAAACGAAAUGGGUAGUGUACAGCAGCUCACUGCUUUUCCGGAGAGAAUCGCGUGAGUGAACCGCUGGCGGGUAUUCGUGGGUGCGUAUCAACAAUCCAUCAAGGGGCUACAGAUGGACGUAGCCAGCAUUGUGUACCAUGGUGGAUACAGGCCGUGGGACCCCAAUAGUGAGGAGAACAGCAAUGACAUUGCCCUUGUUUCGUUUGGCCACACCACUCCUCUUCAAUGGUGAGUAAUUUAUCAGCCUAUCUGCCUCCCAGCACUGGGGCAGACUUUGGUGGAUGGCAAGAUCUGUACCGUGACGGGAUGGGGCAACACACAAUACUAUGGCCAACAGUCUGACGUCCUUCAAGAGGCCAGUGUGCCCAUCAUCAGCACCAGUGUCUGCAAUGGCCCCGAUUACUACGGCAGUCAGAUAAGGCCCAGGAUGUUUUGUGCUGGCUUUGCAGCUGGAGGCACAGAUGCUUGCCAGGGGGACAGUGGUGGCCCUUUGAUGUGCGAAGACGGCAUUUCACAAGUGUCACGUUGGCGGCUGUGCGGCAUUGUGAGCUGGGGCACAGGCUGUGCCCUGGCCAAUAAGCCUGGAGUCUAUACCAAGGUUAAUGAUUUCCAUGGGUGGAUCCACCAGACAAUGACAAACUCCUACAUUAGCGGGUUGGUGAUUCAGCAAUGAAAUGCAUGGAACUGGCCGUCUCCCUUCCCAGUGAAUUGCUGCCUUAAAAAGGAGGGAGAAUCAAGGAAGACGAGUGUGUGGGGGGAAGAGGAAUGAACAUGCUGAUAUCUUUGGCCUGGCAGAAUGGGACAGAAAAGUCCUUGCCAAUUGCUAAAGGUGUCGUGGCGUAUUGGCUCUUUCAGGCUUUUGAUGAGAUGCUUUCCUUCCGUUACAUUGUCUUCAUGGAGCUUCUGGUCAUUCAGCUGCUCAUCUAUGGAUGAAUUGAACAGAAUACAGAGUCAGAAGGGAUCUUGAAGGUCUUCUAGUCCAAACCCCUGUUCAAGCAGGAAACUCUAUACCAUUUCAGACAAGUGGUUGUCUUAUCUUUGCCUAAAAACUUCUAGCGUUGGAGCAUUCACAACUUCUGCAGGCAAAUUGUUCCACUGAUUAAUUGUUCUAACUGCCAGGAAAUUUCUCCUUAGUUCUAGGUUGCUUCUCUCCUUGAUUAAUUUCCACCUAUUGGAAACUAAUCUUCUGUGCCCAGCUUCCCAAGGCAUUUAUCAUUGAUUUAGGGCUCCUGCUACAUAAAACCACAUGCACAGUUUUAAGACUUUAAACUUUCAUGGAUGCACUUGGAUUAAAGGGUUAUAAUAAAAAUCCUAUCAUGAGUUGAA
Messenger RNA from Thamnophis elegans (Western terrestrial garter snake), 2915 nucleotides. RefSeq names its product hepsin (gene HPN). Gene Ontology annotation, molecular function: serine-type exopeptidase activity; serine-type endopeptidase activity. NCBI's taxonomy places the organism in Eukaryota, Metazoa, Chordata, Lepidosauria, Squamata, Natricidae. Gene Ontology annotation, cellular component: membrane. Gene Ontology annotation, biological process: proteolysis. The record is from RefSeq and is a predicted model, not a curated record.